Diaporthe amygdali is the source of this 3018-nucleotide messenger RNA. RefSeq lists its product as uncharacterized. Bases 1 to 3018 code for a protein of 1005 amino acids. The record is from RefSeq and is a predicted model, not a curated record. Gene Ontology annotation, cellular component: nuclear envelope; cytosol. The transcript is spliced from 4 exons. NCBI's taxonomy places the organism in Eukaryota, Fungi, Ascomycota, Sordariomycetes, Diaporthales, Diaporthaceae. Gene Ontology annotation, biological process: protein import into nucleus. Gene Ontology annotation, molecular function: small GTPase binding.
AUGGAGGACCAGCUGGCCCAGCUGCUCGCAAACACCCAGCUCCCCGCCGAAGAGCCUCGAAAACGCGCCGAACUCGACCUCAAACAUGCCCAGACCAAUCCCGUCUUCCCAGUCGCCCUCGCCAACAUCGCCGCUCACAAUUCCGUCUCCACAGAAAUCCGCCAGGCCGCCCUGGCCUACCUGCGCCGCUUCAUAGAGCACAACUGGAGCGAAGAGGGCGAUGAUGGCGAGGGGCCCCAGGUACCCAUUCCUGAAUCCACAAAAGAGCAGCUGCGUCACAAGCUCUUGGAUCUGGCUCUGAGUGAGGAGCCCGACCGCAAGGUCAAGGCUUCAGUCAGUUACGUCGUUGGAAAGAUUGCCAACAAUGACUUCCCCGAGAAAUGGCCCUCACUCCUCCCCGCCCUCCUCGAAAUCAUAGCCAGUGGCAACGACGUUCGCCUCUACGGCGCCCUGAAGGUCCUGAGCGACAUUGUCGAGGAAAGCCUGACCGAGGAUCAAUUCUUCUCCAUGGCCCGCCCCAUCAUCGACGUCGUGUUUAAUGUUGCUGUGAACGACGGUCGGAAGCCUACCCUGCGUGCUCUCGCGGUACAUGUCUUCCGUGGUUGUUUUGAUCUUAUGGACAUGGUUAAGGAUGACCACCCCAAGGAGGUCAAGGGCUUUGCCGAGGAGUCGCUCAAGAAUUGGCUUCCUUUCUUCUCCCAGGUUCUCCAGGUCCAACUGCCUGAUAGCUCCGAAGAGGCCUCACAGCGGGAGUACAGGAACGGCAUUAUCGCCUUUAAGCUACAGGUGGUCAAGACGCUGAUGAAGGUCAAGAGCGUCUUCCCCACGCUUCUGUUGCCCCAGAGUACUGCAUUCUUCCAGGCUGCCUGGCACGAGCUGUCCCUCCUCCAGGAGUCUUACAAAUCGAAUUAUAUCGACAACGGAAGCCAGGGCAGGCUGGAGGAUUCCGACGGGCUGCCUUAUACCCUCGACUUCUUGAUCCUGGAAGAAUUGGACUUCCUCAACCAGUGCAUGAGGGCCACGCCAGUGCAGAAAGAGCUCGAGGCCCAGCUCGGUGCGGGGCCAGCCCACGAGAUACCCUGGAUACUGGACCUCAUGAAGCUGCUGGUAGCUUACAGUCGGAUCACUCACGAGGAAGAGGAACUGUGGGAUAUUGAUGUCUCGCUUUACCUUGCCGAGGAGACUUCGGUGGGAGAGUGGCUUCACCAACGGGCAUUGGAGGGACUUUUCGCCUACACCAAGAGCCAGUUCUCGGGCGAGCAUGACUGGCGCUCUCAAGAAGCUUGUCUAUAUCUAUUCAAUAUGCUCAUCAGUGAUCUACAAGAUCGCUCAGAGGCUGUCCCUCCUGAGGUUGCUCAGGCCCACGUAGAAUUGAUCAAUUAUGCUAUCGGCCAAGACCAGCCCCUUCUCCGCGCCCGAGGCUUUCUGGUAGCCAGUACCUUGGCCCAGAUCUUUCCCCCUGUUGCUGGGAUCGUAGACAGGACGAUAGAGUCUGUCAGCCGAGACAGCUCGGAACUUGUCCAAGUGGCUUGCGUCAAGGCUGUCGAAGGGUUUGUAAGCUCUGGCAAUGUGCCUGCAGACCGCCAAGUGCCGAUGCUUGUGGCUAUCAACGGCUUCCUCGACGGAAAGGAUAUGACUGACCUGGUGGAUGCCGAUGAUCUCCUGGUCACUCUUGCCGAGGCACUUCGAGCAGUCAUUGGCAUCGACCCGAGGGUUGCGAUCGCGUCAGACAUCAAGUCCAUUGACUUACUUUUCUUGAUCGCCAAGCACGGCGCGUCGAACUUUCAAGUUACGGUUCUGGUCUGUGAGGCGUUCGAGGAACUUGUGCAGAGUCUGUCAGACUCGGCAUCUUACGCGGCUCUGUGCGCCAAAGUUUUGCCAACCAUCACCGGGGCCUUCAACGUUGCGGAUAUGACCUCGGACGACCCGCUUCUCACCCUCGCAUGUGAACUUCUAGUACCACUUGUACAGAAUGGCUCUGAGCCCUUGCCAGCAGGGUUCGUGGCUGCGACCCUUCCCAAGGUGAAGAAUCUGCUGUUGCAGUCGCCCGAGGGUGAGGUCCUGCGACCUGGCGCCGAAGCAAUCAAAUACAUGUUGAUGCACGACCACCAUCAGGUGCUCGGUUGGCAUGACGAGAAUGGCCAGUCCGGACUGGAAACGUGUCUGAUCAUAAUUGACCGGCUAUUGGGACCCGGUAUUGAGGACAAUGCGGCUUCCGAGGUUGGAGGACUUGCCGCAGAGCUUGUGGAAAAGGCCGGCCCUGAGCGUCUGGGUCCUUAUCUGGAGAAGCUGUUACAGGCUGUGGCUAACCGACUGGCCACGGCUGAGGCUGCCCCUUUCAUCCAGUCCCUAAUCAUCGUCUUCGCGCGCUUGUCACUAAUGCAAGCCGGUGACGUCGUACAAUUCCUCAGCAACAUUGACAUCAGUGGCCACAAUGGCCUCCAGGUGGUCCUGAGCAAGUGGCUGGAAAACUCUGUCAACUUUGCGGGCUACGACGAGAUUCGUCAGAAUGUCAUUGCCCUCUCCAAGAUCUAUUCAUUGAAUGAUGGACGCCUUGCUCAGACCAUGGUCAAGGGCGAUCUUAUCAUGCAGCCCAGUGACGGGAGAAUAUUGACACGUUCGCGAGCUAAGCAGAAUCCAGACCAGUACACUUUGAUUCCUGCAACGCUCAAGAUACUGAAGGUUCUGAUUGAGGAGCUCAUCUCCGCGUCUGGGGUUCAAGGCGCGGCUAAUGCCGCGGCCGCUGCGGCCGCAGAAUUUGCUGAUGCGGACGAGGACGACGGCGAUGAGGGCUGGGAGGACGAGCUCGACACCGUUGGCCUGGGAGCCAGCGCGCAGACUCUCAUGAACCUGGCCGAGGGAGCCAGCAGCAGGAUGCGGGACGAUGAGACACAGCAGUACUUGUCCGAAUUCUUUGUACGCGCGGCGAGAGAGAACAUUGCUGAUUUCCAAAACUGGUACGGCAUGCUCACGGAGGAUGAGAAGAGCAAGCUGAAUGAGCUGGCAACGGCUCAAUGA